Messenger RNA from Leopardus geoffroyi (Geoffroy's cat), 1715 nucleotides. It is a transcript of the gene RAD51, whose product is annotated as RAD51 recombinase. Gene Ontology annotation, molecular function: double-stranded DNA binding; ATP hydrolysis activity; ATP-dependent DNA damage sensor activity. Gene Ontology annotation, cellular component: condensed nuclear chromosome. NCBI's taxonomy places the organism in Eukaryota, Metazoa, Chordata, Mammalia, Carnivora, Felidae. The coding region runs from base 485 to 1504 and encodes 339 amino acids. The record is from RefSeq and is a predicted model, not a curated record. The transcript is spliced from 10 exons. Gene Ontology annotation, biological process: double-strand break repair via homologous recombination; mitotic recombination-dependent replication fork processing; mitotic recombination.
AGUUUUCAGAGGUAUAUGGAAGAGGGAAGUUCAUAACAUCAUGCAAGGUUAAGUUCUCUAGGCUCAUCUCUAGGAUCGGGAGCAGCGUCCGAAGGGGCUGGAAGGCAGAGCCGAGGAGGGCGGGGAGACGUUACGUUGACGCUGGCGUGACCCAGCCCGAGAAUUUGGCGGGAUCUCCGAAAGUUGCAGUGCUCCGCGCGCACCUUGGCCUGAAACCGAGGUCUGAGGAGAGCGGAGACGCACCCGGAGGGACGCAGUUGGGAGCUGAGUUUCGCCUGGGUUGUGUGCAGAAGGCCGGAGCAAGGGAGUAGAGAAGUGGGCAGGAAGCGAAGGGGUCUGGAGUCCGUCCCGGCCGGGCGCGGACCGAGCCAGCGGACAGAAGUCGGGGCGCGCAGCCAGUGGGAGCGAGGAGCGCUGCGUACCAGGGUGAGGGUGUUAGGCGCGGACUCGGUUCCUUUUUGCCUCAGGUAUUGAAUGCUGAGUGAUGGCUAUGCAAAUGCAGCUUGAAGCAAAUGCAGAUACUUCAGUGGAAGAAGAGAGCUUUGGCCCACAACCUGUAUCUCGAUUAGAGCAAUGUGGCAUAAAUGCCAAUGAUGUGAAGAAAUUGGAAGAAGCUGGAUUCCAUACUGUGGAGGCUGUUGCCUAUGCACCAAAAAAGGAACUAAUAAAUAUUAAGGGGAUUAGUGAAGCCAAAGCUGAUAAAAUUCUGACUGAGGCAGCCAAGUUAGUUCCAAUGGGUUUCACUACUGCAACUGAGUUCCACCAAAGGCGAUCAGAGAUCAUACAGAUUACUACUGGCUCCAAAGAACUUGACAAACUACUUCAAGGAGGAAUUGAGACUGGAUCAAUUACAGAGAUGUUUGGAGAAUUCCGAACUGGGAAGACUCAGAUCUGUCAUACAUUGGCUGUAACAUGCCAGCUUCCCAUUGACCGAGGUGGAGGAGAAGGAAAAGCCAUGUACAUUGACACAGAAGGUACUUUUAGGCCAGAAAGGCUGCUAGCAGUGGCUGAGAGAUAUGGUCUCUCCGGCAGUGAUGUCCUGGAUAAUGUAGCAUAUGCUCGAGGGUUCAACACAGACCACCAGACCCAGCUCCUUUAUCAAGCAUCAGCCAUGAUGGUAGAAUCUAGGUAUGCACUGUUAAUUGUAGACAGUGCCACUGCCCUCUACAGAACUGACUAUUCGGGUCGAGGGGAACUUUCAGCCAGGCAGAUGCACCUGGCCAGGUUUCUGCGGAUGCUUCUGCGACUUGCUGAUGAGUUUGGUGUAGCAGUGGUGAUCACCAACCAGGUGGUAGCCCAAGUGGAUGGAGCAGCCAUGUUUGCUGCAGAUCCUAAAAAACCUAUUGGAGGAAAUAUCAUUGCUCAUGCCUCAACAACCAGACUGUAUCUGAGGAAAGGAAGAGGGGAAACCAGAAUCUGCAAAAUCUACGAUUCUCCCUGUCUUCCUGAAGCUGAAGCUAUGUUUGCCAUCAAUGCAGAUGGAGUGGGAGAUGCCAAAGACUGAUUCACUGGGGCUUUUCCUGUGAUAAAGCUUAAGUGCUACAGCCUAAUGGAGAGGACUGCUCCCUGGGUCUUCUUCACAGGCCUCUUCCUGUUUUCCUGCCAGAAAAAGGCUUCUGGAAAAACACCUAUUCUAUCAGUUUUCUGAUGGUGUAAACAGGAGACAGGUCAGUAGUCACAAACUGAUCUGAAAUGUUUAUUCUGUCUGGAGUUUA